Messenger RNA from Nilaparvata lugens (brown planthopper), 1821 nucleotides. RefSeq lists its product as uncharacterized. The record is from RefSeq and is a predicted model, not a curated record. Lineage: Eukaryota; Metazoa; Arthropoda; Insecta; Hemiptera; Delphacidae. The transcript has 2 exons. The coding region runs from base 569 to 1285 and encodes 238 amino acids.
CCAAAAUAAUACGGAUUUAGUUCAAGUUUAAAAAAAUAUAUUUACAAUUUUAAAUGAGUUAAACUUUUGUAUAAAUUGAAAACAUCUAAAUUAAUGAAUACAAAAUAAUAAGUAAUAAGGGAUCUUAGAAGCGUCAAGUUCUAUAAAAUACUUGUGGAAUUUCUGUUAAACAUUAUACCGGACUAAUUAAAAUAAUGUAAAUUGUAACAAUUACUAUUCAUAUUAAUCCACUACCAAUAUUCCGCCAAUAAAAACAACGUAGUCUUUAGAGAAUAAUUAUUAUUCUUGUAAGAAAAAUUGUGCCAUAACUUUACUGUACUAAUUUUCAAAUAAACCAACAGACGAGCAGACUCAGCAGACCACAAGAACAGACUACUCAUAAAUCAUAUGUUUUUUCAACAGCUGAUAAACCCACGGGACGGGAUACAGAAAUUGAAUAAGGUCAACACUGAACACCGAUUCUGAUAGUGUUUACACGGUUUCUUCUUGUGAAAGAACUCAUUAUUAUAAUGUAACAAAGGAUUAUGGAAAGAUCUUAAGAACUGAUGUUCUACAAAACGCAUUCAAAAUGUUUUACUCAAAAAUCAUUCAAUUCGUUAGAGGACCAGCCACCAAUGCGCCAGUCUUAUUCCUCAGAAGAAAUAAUUGCAGCUACUCUUCAAAGAUAGUUUCAUCUAGAGCGUUGAGGUCGGGAGACAUUUCUUCUCAGCUGCCACUCUUCUUAUCCGGGACUUCUCAACUUGAUUUGAAUGUUCCAUUCAAACUUCAACAACCAAAACUGCAAAUCCUCGAUCGACCAAAUGACUUGUUAAGUACGAUAAUUGAAGCUCCAAAAAUUUCAACGCUCAUACCUUAUGAGGACAUUGCACCUGAUAAGGAAAUCUCAGAACCAGAACCGAAGCAGAAAAUAGAAAAGCACGCUGUCCGAAUGUUAAUCAUCCGCAAAAGGAAGAUGAGAGUUCACAAAAGAAAGAAGUGGAGGAAAAAAUUCAAGGAGCAGAUAGCUAAAAUGGAGAUCAGGCGCAAAAUUAAAAAAGAGAAAGAAUUUCAGGCUGAGCUGAUGGGAAAAGUGAAAGAAGCUGAAAAGUUCGAUGCUCUCGUUUAUGUGAAAGAGAAAUUGGCAAAAGCCAACAAAGAGAUAAUUCCCUAUCGAUGGAAAGGUAAGAAACUUCCCGAAUUUGUGAUAAGGCAUGAAAUGGCAUUUGCCAAGAAGAGAUAUGAUAAUAGACUGGCUUCAAUAGAAAGAAGGAAAAACAUGAAUACAAAAGCAGCCGAUUACAAGUAGCAAUGUAAUACAAUGUCAUAUCUGUAGGCUUUUCAAAUAAAUGGUUCAGUUGUAUAUUAAAAGAACAUUACAUUUUUAUUUGCCUUACUUCAAACAUUAAGUUCAACUCUACAAAAUGGAAUGAGAAAAACUAAAACUCUGUGAAUCUAAUGGAUUCUAAUGAUAAUUUCCACAGCUAAAACUACAAUAGUUUCUAGAAAAAUCUUUUCACAUUAGCCUAGUUUACAUAACAAAUAUCACUAGCCUUAAAGUUUUACAAAAGUUCACUUCAAAAACAACAUUGUAAGGCAUUACAAUGAAUUUUUAGUCCUAGUAUUGAAAAGUAUUCAAGUGUUACAUGAAAAAGAGUCAUAUAAAAUAAUACUUAUAUCCUCUGUAAAUUACGUUCCGAAAGUAUGUUAAUAUGCUAUACUUAAAACUAGUUGGGAAUUUUCAUUCACACUACACUUGUCAGUCUUUAGAAAUUGGUUCAAGCAUGCUUUAAAAUCUACGUUUCAAUCUAGCACAAAUUAUCACAAUAAACAAUGUUCUCAAUA